AUGUCGUCUUCGUCACGACCUUCGUCAAUUACGACAGGUCGGCCCUAUCCUCAUGAUCAUGCUCCACCGACCCCGAGUGGCCUUCGCCAUAGUCGCACUAUCUCGUCCUCUUCAGCGAGUGAUACCUUCGAAGCGGCAAAUUCUGCCGGUCCGAGUACGCGCCGCGAUCACUCUCACGACGACAGCAACGAGAACACUUCUCUUCUCCACCACGAGCGCGCGCACGAUGGCCCCUGCGACCAUGGCACCUUCUCCCCUCGUGUAUCUAGCCCUCCGCCAAAGACUGGUAAUCUUGACACUGAGAUAGGAUCAAUGGCGGAUUCGGAUAGCUCCUUACCGUCUAGUGAGACUCAGCUGAAGGGGAGCUGGAGCUGGAGAGAGACGUUUUCGAGCAAGGUAAAGAGCAAGAAAAUGACAAGUUCGAGCACACUGGCACAGCGGCAUGGCGUUAAGGACUCGUGGGUGAUGUACCUCUCAUACUACGUGCCCUUCCUCAUAUGGAUCAAGCAGUACAGAUGGUCAUGGCUGAGAGGCGAUCUCACAGCCGCCAUCACCAUUGCCUCUAUGUAUCUGCCCAUGGCCCUCUCGUAUGCCGAUAACCUCGCACACGUUCCUCCGAUCAACGGCUUAUAUGCCUUUGCUAUAAAUCCCUUCAUAUAUGCGUUAUUGGGAAGUUGCCCGUUAAUGGUGGUCGGGCCAGAAGCAGCCGGUUCUCUACUUGUCGGCUCCAUUGUCAAGAAUAGCAUCGACACCGGCAAGGGCGAAGACGAUAAUGCCGUUUUGCAAGCUAGGGUGGCUGGUGUGGCUGUCGGCAUAGCCGGUGCGACAGUCUUUCUCAUGGGCGUAUUCCGCCUGGGAUUCCUUGAUAGCGUCUUGAGCCGGCCGUUCCUCCGAGGCUUCAUUUCCGCCAUUGGCGUUGUCAUCUUUAUCGACCAAUUGAUUCCCGUUUUGGGACUUCACGGUAUAGCGAAGAUGACGCCAGGAGUUACGCACGGAAGUACCGUGCAGAAGCUCGAAUUUGUACUCACACAUCUUGGUGACAGACAUAACCUUACUGCCAUCGUCGGUAUCGUCGGAUUUGUUGUUAUCAUGGUAUUACGGGAGGCCAAGAGGCGCCUGCAGCCACGAUAUCCGGGAGUAGCAUAUUUCCCCGAUAGACUUAUUGUAGUUGUAUUCUCCGCAGUUAUGGCUUGGCAUCUGGGCUGGGAGGCAAAGGGUGUUCCGGUGCUAGGUAAAGUUGAAGCAGCGUCUGGUCACGUCUUCACUUUCCAUAACCCUUUCCAAUUAGCCUACAUGCCCCAUAUCCGAGAUGCCAUGGGCACAUCCUUCUUGAUUGGCAUGCUUGGUUUCUUCGAGUCUUCAGUCGCCGCCAAGAGUUUAGGAGGCGAAGAAGUCAUCGAAGGGAUGCAGUUGAGUCCCAAUCGAGAACUCGUAGCUCUCGGUGCAGCUAACCUAGUCGGUGCCUGCUUCAUGGCCAUCCCAGCAUUUGGAGGUUAUGGUCGAAGCAAAGUGAAUAAGAGCACGGGUGGGAAGAGUCCUAUGAGUUCCCUUAUACUAAGCGUCCUUACCGUUAUAUGCAUCCUGUUCCUCCUUCCAUGGUUCUAUUAUCUUCCUAAACCCGUCCUCUCCGCGUUGAUUAUGGCGGUCGCUUGGUCUCUGAUCGAAGAAGCACCCCAUGACAUAUCAUUCUUCCUGAGAAUCAAGGGCUGGACCGAGCUUGCCCUUAUGGCUGUCAUCCUAGCUGUCACAGUUUUCUUCUCUCUUAAUCUGGGCAUUGCAAUUGGCAUCGGCCUGUCGCUUUUGCAAGUUAUUCGUCAUGCAACCCGCCCUCGUAUACAAAUUCUAGGCAGGGUUCCCAAUAGUGAUCGCUUCGCUAACGCCGAAGAGCACCCUGAAGAUCUCGAGUUUGUAGAAGGUUGCCUCAUCGUGAAGAUACCCGAACCCCUGACAUUUGCAAAUACGGGAGAGUUGAAGAAUAGGCUUCGACGACUCGAGCUUUAUGGUACGGGCAAUGCGCAUCCGGCAUUGCCGCGCCUUCGUCCACAGGCCAGUAACAGAAAUAUCAUUUUUGACAUUCACGGAGUAACCUCGAUGGAUGGCUCCGGUACUCAGGUGCUAGAGGAGAUAGUACGCAAUUAUCGGGAGCGUAGCGUUAGGGUAUUCUUCACCCGACCCAUCAGCCGACAGAACGAAGUAUGGCAGUUGAUGGAACGAAGCGGCAUCGUCGAGCUCGUUGGUGGAAAACGCCGCUUCGUCGACGACGUCGGAGAAGCCAUACGCAUGACGGAAGUGGAAGAUUUUGAAGAAACGGGAGCUUGCGCGGCUGCGAGUGAUGAUCUCUCUUAGAUAAAAAGGGGACGUACCUUGCGAGGGGUAGAGCUCAAACCCAAUGUUUCAUACAGACUUGUCGAUUACUAGCGUUUCAUCUACAAACCUUCGAAAGCUUACGCGUUGGGAAUCACAUGUCAGGAACCAUGUCGUUCCCUAUACGGUGAAGCAGAGGGUCUGCGUGGCCAUCUUUUAAAGAGUAUAUCCCGGAUAUCGUUUUUCCACCAGCAAUAUUACUAUUCACUCUUUCAUCAUAUACCCCUAUCGAAUAGCAGGAGUGGUCAGUCAUCAGCAUCAUUCAGAACCAGCUGCGGACUCGGCCCUGGAUUCGGCAGAAUACAAUGCACGAUAAAUAUUGCAUAGCGCUUAUGAGCAUUCGAGGGUGGCGUUUGGAUACUCAGAUUUGUAGAAAAGCACAGCGGGAGUCCUGCUUGAUUAUUUUAUGUUCACGUUAGCAGCGCGUUAGAAGUAACGGUCCUCAUGAGCUUAGAAACAUGACAAGAUGAUGGUGUAUCACAUUAGCUUUAAAUUCAAAUUAAACUUGCUCAACGCAAUACUGCAUUUUUACAGUCGACUGAGGUAGGUAGAUAUAUCCAUAAAAUAUUAUUUAAAUGUGACCAGUC
Molecule: messenger RNA, 2951 nt
Organism: Daldinia caldariorum
Lineage: Eukaryota; Fungi; Ascomycota; Sordariomycetes; Xylariales; Hypoxylaceae
Product: sulfate transporter family-domain-containing protein
Exons: 3
Coding region: 1-2346 (781 amino acids)
Biological process (GO): transmembrane transport
Cellular component (GO): membrane
Molecular function (GO): sulfate transmembrane transporter activity
Source: RefSeq, a predicted model, not a curated record